UUUCAGUCGUCUUCAGUGGGUAGGUGUGUCGUCUGAAAUAUAUAUGGAAGUUUCGCAGGUACAACAACCGUCGUCGAAUGGCCGCCGGCGACGAGGUGGCUGGAUUACUUUCCCCUUCAUAAUCGCCAUGACGGUAGGGAUGAAUCUGGCGGGCGCCGGGUGGUCGAGCAACUUAAUUGUGUAUCUUAUCAAGGAGUUCAACGUGAAGAGCAUUGACGCCGCUCAGAUUGCCAAUGUCGUCAGUGGAACUUUUAAUUUAGUCCCAGUCUUCGCAGCCAUUAUCGCCGACUCUUUCUUAGAUUGCUUCUCCGUCGUCUGGAUUUCCUCUGUAAUCUCUCUGCUGGGCAUAAUCCUGUUAGCAGUAACAGCAUCUAUUCCAUCUCUGAAGCCACAGCCAUGCGUAAACGGCGUUUGCAAAGCGCCGACAAGAGCACAAUUUGGAGUGCUGUAUGCCGGCAUAUGUUUGGCGACCACGGGACAAGGUGGGAGGGCUGUGAUUGCAACAAUGGGGGCCAACCAGUUUCCCGACAAGCCCAAGAACCAAACCAUUUUCUUCAACUGGUUUUUCUUCACCAUGUACGUGGCCGUGUUGAUAGCCUCCACGGUGGUGGUGUAUGUGGAAGACAAUGUUAGCUGGGAAUGUGGGUUUUACGUAUGCGCGGGUGCCAACGUUGUUGGUUUAGUGGCUUUCUUGGUCGGGACUCCGUUCUACCGCCGUCCGAAACCGGAGGGCAGCCCGUGUACUGUGCUUGCUCGGGUUGUGGUUGCGGCGAUUAGAAAAAGGAAGCUCCAAAUCUCACCGGCUGAGAAUAACUUUUACUAUGGGAAAGACAUUUUGGCUAAAUUCACCACUCCUCCACCAUCAACAAGCUUUGGGUGCUUGAAUCGAGCAGCAAUGAGAGGCAAUGGAGAUGUAGCAGCAGAUGGGUCAAACAAGAAGCCAUGGAGAUUAUGCAGUGUAAGAGAAGUAGAGGAUUUCAAAACCAUUAUAAGAAUCUUCCCGCUAUGGUCAACCGCCAUAUUCUUAGCUACCCCAAUUGCAAUGAACAUAAGCUUGUCAGUCCUCCAAGCUUUAACAGUGGACCGCCACCUAGGCCGCCAUUUCCAGAUCCCUGCAGGUUCAAUCUUUGUCUUUGUUUUCCUCUCCACCUCACUCUCUCUCAUCCUCUUUGACCGGAUACUGUCGCCGGCGUGGAAGAGAUUGGCCAGAAAAACUCCCACGCCGCUCCAACGAGUGGGUAUUGGCCACGUUUUCAACAUCGCGGCCAUGGUUGUCUCCGCCAUGGUGGAGUCCAAGAGGCGAAAUGUAGCAGCAAAAUCAGAUGCACUCAUAGCCCCCAUUUCAGUGCUGUGGCUUCUGCCGCAACUUGCCCUAGUCGGAAUCGGAGAAGCCAUGCAUUUUCCGGGGCAACUGGAGCUGUAUUACCAAGAAUUUCCGGCGUCCUUGAAGAACGUGUCGACCUCGCUGGCGUGGGUGAUCAUUGCAAUUGCCUUUUAUUUGAGCACUGCCUUGAUUGAUCUUCUGAGAAGGGUCACCGGAUGGUUGCCGGAUAACAUAAAUCACGGGAGGCUAGAAAACGUUUACUGGUUGGUGACUGUGGUUGGAGUACUCAACUUCGCUUACUUCCUAAUAUGUUCUUGGUUCUACAAAUACCAAAAUGUAAAGGAAGUUGGCCAUGGUGAAUCCAAUUCUUUAGACAUACAAUCUUCCCUAUAGAGAUGGCAAAUGUCUCCGAACCUAAGGGCCCGAGAUGAGAAACGCCUUUCUAAGUGUGGGAACAGGGUCUGGACAAAGAAUAUGCCCGACAUAUUCCCCAACCCGGUGCCAUCCCUAGUUCACCGGAAUAUUUUCUGGUUGUGUUAUGUCCUAGGAACAGCAAAAAUUGCUGCAGUACUAUAUGUUUGUGUGGUUCAUUUUAUGAGUACGAAAACCAAAAUGAUUAUUCCAAGUAAA
Molecule: messenger RNA, 1954 nt
Organism: Ipomoea triloba (trilobed morning glory)
Lineage: Eukaryota; Viridiplantae; Streptophyta; Magnoliopsida; Solanales; Convolvulaceae
Product: protein NRT1/ PTR FAMILY 2.7-like
Exons: 4
Coding region: 44-1717 (557 amino acids)
Biological process (GO): transmembrane transport
Cellular component (GO): plasma membrane
Molecular function (GO): transmembrane transporter activity
Source: RefSeq, a predicted model, not a curated record